Paramuricea clavata is the source of this 567-nucleotide messenger RNA. The record is from the annotation of a GenBank genome assembly. NCBI's taxonomy places the organism in Eukaryota, Metazoa, Cnidaria, Anthozoa, Malacalcyonacea, Plexauridae.
AUGACGGAGGUAACGAAGGAAGCGUUAAACGAAGCGAAAAAGAAGCGGAGAUGUGCAAAAUCGAGUGUUACAGGGGCAGGAAAUGGCUUGGAUUAUUUAUUGAAAAAUGAGAGACCUAUACCGGAAGUUGAGGAAUCACUCGCUAAUUUGGAAGAUUUAUACAAGAAAUUGGUUGAAAAACACGACGAAUAUAUUCAGUUGGUGGAUGGCGAUGAAGAAUUUGCAACUGAGGAAGAAUGGAUUGAAGAUUGUCAACAGAGGUUUAUGCAGAUAAGGAUCAGAACAAAGGAUUAUUUAAAGGUCAAGUCACAAGGUCAGUUUGAAAAUGAAACAAACCCAGAAACAGGUUUAGUGCCCAAUCAAACCGAGACAACUGUUAGUGACAAUGGGCAGCAAGAGCAUGACGGUAUCCCUGGGUCUGGUCAAGGCCCAUCCCACCAAGGUGAAGGUCCAUCCCACCAAGGUCAAUCCCCAACCCAUGAAGGUCAAUCCCCAACCCAUGGAGGUCAACCCCCAUCCCACCAAGGUCAACCCCUAUCCCAUCAAGGUCAACCCCCAACCCACUAA